GUUAAUGGUGUGUGUUGUUAACGCAUUGAUAGCAUUCUUGCAGAAAUGGUAAAUAAAUUGUGCUUCGUCGAUGGUUGCCAAACUCGAAGUAAUCAAGAAAAUGGCCCUGCCGCGUUCUUCCGUCCGCCAAAGGAUAAUUUCGAUGAGUGGAAAACAAUUUUCCCAGAGAAAAAACUUAUGCAGACUUCUCGUUUCUGCUGGAAGCAUUUUGAUGACGAAGACAUCGUUAAGGGGAAAAUGAUAGGCGAAGAAUUUUACCCCCAGGAACGUUGGCGUCUCAAAAAAGGAGCUAAGCCAAAACAUCUUCUAGCCAAAGCUAAUCUUCCACCAUUGACAACUUUGAGUACUAAUCCAGUUGGGAAGAACCAUUUAAAUUCAAGAUUGAAGACCAUCAGUUCUAUUUUGGAUGCACCGUCUAGGUCAUCAUCCACUGUUCUCUCAAACAGUAAGACCACACACAGCAGCUCACAUCUGGUUGAGGUGAUGAUGGACCAUACAUAUUAUAUUUCUUUGGAUCCGGAAAUGCAAUUGCCCAAGCGAUCAGUUCCAUCGAUCGAAUCCAAUGUGUCAUUGCCACCUGCCUCCAAAGAUGUUUCUAUUAAUUCUGAAACAGAAACCCGAGAGCUGGAUCUCAAUCCCAAUGACUGUUUGAUGAGCCAUGAAGGUACAAGCACAGACUCGACACUACCUAGCCCAGAUCCGAUCGAAUUGAUAGGUCUUAAACCCACUGAUGUUUCUACUGAUGAACAAUCUAAUUUGGCUGAGCCUUCGGUGGGAUUUAAUGAUUCUGCUAUUGAUGCAGUUGCCUUUCAAGCUUUAAAAGAAAAUGUGAGACUUCCAUCUGAUUCUUGGAGUUGGAUGCAUAACGGCAAAACCGCUGCCUGUAUGAGUUGGUUUGAUGCCCCCGACGGAAGUUUAGUUAUAAAGACACUCAGAGUUCUAUCAACAAAAAGUGUGUCUUUCCACGUUGGGGGGAAACCAGUUUUACCGAAUGUCAAAAAAAGCUAUCGCGACUACGCCGAAAUUAGCGGCUUUAUCAAAACCCUCGAUGGUCAUAAGGUGUGCAAAGGAAUCAUUAAUUCUUCGGUUGUGAAUGUUACGGCAAAAUGCGCCAUUUCAAAAGAUGGCGAUGUUUGGCGGUCGACGUACUGCAGCUAUUUAGCAAAUUCGAAAAGUGAGCUUUGCACUGGGUGUUCUAAGGCGUUGAGAUAUAUAAAGAAGAGAUCUGUCAGUAACAAAAAAAGAGGGAUAUCUAAGAAGAAGCUGGUUAUAGCGAAUCAAAAAAUUAGGCGGAUGAAGUCAAGAGAAAUGGUUUUUGCAUCGAAACUCAAAGCAAUGCAAGACAAGUGCUGCGCAUUAGAAGCAGAUUUAAGGGACAACAGCUUUGAAGCUGUCAUGAAGAAAUUAAGUGAACAGAAUAAUAAGGAGAUUUGCCAAAUAAUUUCGACGCAGAUGCAGACAAGAUCUCGAACUAAAGGUGGACUUAGUGUUUGUCACAGUAACACAGUACCAAAUUUUGUGAGCCGUUUGAAAAAGAGGUCUCGAAACACUAAUACCAAAUUUUGUGCGCCGUUGAAAAGGUCUCGAAACUCUAGUCACUUAAUCACAUUGUUAUCGCUGAUACCUUAAAAAAGAAUGUGUCACGAAGGUGAAACUAACUGCUGCCUCUCUUCUGUGAUCCCCAUUGGCAUUCUAAUAUGAGAACUUACAUAAUGGAAUGUGUAAAAGUGAAAUAUUAUUUCGAAUCUAAACGUUUGAAACAUGUGUUAUUGUUCAAAGACCAAAAGGAGGUCCAGGCAAGUUGCAAACUAGCCAAAAUUGCUCAUAUCAAAGAUGUAAUAAAAAAGUAGUAACUCA
Molecule: messenger RNA, 1857 nt
Organism: Daphnia carinata
Lineage: Eukaryota; Metazoa; Arthropoda; Branchiopoda; Diplostraca; Daphniidae
Exons: 8
Coding region: 46-1629 (527 amino acids)
Source: RefSeq, a predicted model, not a curated record